AUAACUACGCGCCCGACUGAUCAAAGUCCGUUUGUCGAGUUUGAUGAUUCUGUUCCGCCAAUCAAACAACGUGAGCGGGACUAAGGCGAGAAUCCUCGGGAAUCCAAGAUGGUUGCCAGUUAUCCAGAAGCUCUACGUUGGAGAGUAAUUUAUUUGUCAUAUGGAGAAGGGUUAAGAGUGAGUGAAAUAUCGCUGAUUCUGAAGGUCAGCGAAACGUUUGUGAAGAAAAUCAUACGUAUUUACAAUGGAACACAUUCUGUGAACGACAAUUCUCAUCGUGGCGGACGACCAAGGAUGCUAGAUGCACAUGAUAUUUUGCUCGUAAAAUCCAUAAUAGACCAAUAUCCAGAAGCCUACGAGGACGAAAUCAGUGAAUGGUUACGCCAUGUAACUGGAAAACACAUCAGUGUUCCCUCAAUAAGUAGACACUUGAGACAAAUUGGAUUUUCGAGGCGAAAGCUCAAUGUCAUUGCAAGGCAACGGGAUGAGAGGAAUCGGGCAGAAUAUCGCCAUAGAGUUAGUGCUUUCAUUAGGAACCAGUUAUUGUUCGUUGAUGAAUCUGCCAAAGACAGUCGAACUUUCCAGAGGAGAUAUGCAAGGGACCUUGUUGGGACAGGCCGAAUCUCAAUAAAAGGCAACUUCACAAGAGGUUCUAGAUAUAGCGUCCUUGCUGCUAUCAGUGUUGAUGGAGUGAUAGCUUCUCAUGUGAUAGACGGAGCUUAUGAUAGAGAGCAAUAUGAAUUUGCUUUUCUGCAGUUUAUUUUACCACACAUUGGAAGAUUUUCAAGACAGGAGGCAAAUUCUGUAAUAAUAAUGGAUAACUGCAUCAUCCACUAUUCAGAUGUUGUUACCAAUGCAGUGCGAAACAAGGGAGGAAUCAUAAUGUUUCUACCGCCUUAUUCACCUGAUUUUAAUCCAAUAGAAGAUUGUUUCAACUUCUGUAAGAAAUGGCUUCAAAGAAAUCAGGAAGUAUGUUACGGAUAUCCAAAACGUUGCUUUGAAAUUGCCCUAAACCAGGUUACUCAAGCUCAAAGCAUUGGAUUUUUUGAAGACUGUGGUUACUUAUAAUUCCACAAAUAAAAAGUAUAACUUAUUUCCUAUAUAGAAAUUAAGUCAAGCAACAUAAAUG
Actinia tenebrosa (Australian red waratah sea anemone) is the source of this 1129-nucleotide messenger RNA. RefSeq lists its product as uncharacterized. Gene Ontology annotation, biological process: regulation of DNA-templated transcription. NCBI's taxonomy places the organism in Eukaryota, Metazoa, Cnidaria, Anthozoa, Actiniaria, Actiniidae. Gene Ontology annotation, molecular function: DNA binding. The record is from RefSeq and is a predicted model, not a curated record.